Phymastichus coffea is the source of this 777-nucleotide messenger RNA. RefSeq lists its product as uncharacterized. The transcript is spliced from 2 exons. The record is from RefSeq and is a predicted model, not a curated record. Gene Ontology annotation, biological process: DNA integration. NCBI's taxonomy places the organism in Eukaryota, Metazoa, Arthropoda, Insecta, Hymenoptera, Eulophidae. Gene Ontology annotation, molecular function: nucleic acid binding. Bases 1 to 777 code for a protein of 258 amino acids.
AUGAAAGUGUAUACAUCUCAAUGGGACUCCUUAGUUAUUUUAGAUGACAUCUUGUAUAGAGAAUGGAUUUCUUCUAAUUUGAAGUCAAAAGUUCUUCAAUUAAUAGUACCUAGAAAUUAUAUCAACACGGUUUUGGAAGAGGCUCAUGAUUCCCCUUCUAGUGGUUAUUUUGGUGUUAAUAAGACACUACAGAAGGUACGGAAAAGAUUUUAUUGGGCUUCUUAUAAGAAAGAUAUUGAAAAUUGGUGUAGAUCUUGCUCGAAGUGUAUAACAAGAAAGGGACCUUCGGAUAAAUGUCACAGUAUACAAAAGACUAGAACAACACCGUUACACCCACAAUCAGAUGGCCAGGUAGAAAGACAGAAUAGGACAAUAAUUGACUACUUAGCUAAAUACAUAUCAGAUAAUCAAAAAGAUUGGGAUCGUUGGAUUGCCUUGUACCUUUUAGCUUACAGAUCUUCUGUUCAUGCCACAACUGGAACUAGUCCAGCUGAGAUGUACACCGGUUCAGACCUGAGACUUCCCUUAGACUUGAUGCGCGGACGUCUUCCUGAAGUAGAGAAUCCUUACACACGAGAAAACUACGUACACAAACUCAAGAACGACAUCGACAAAAUACAUGAUUUUACAAGAACACACAUCAAGAUUACAUCACAACGAUCAAAGAAAUACUACGAUAGAACAGCUCGACACAUAAAUUUCACAAAUAACCAAAAAGUAUGGUUUUUCAACACUCGACGGCUCAAAGGAAGGACACCAAAACUCCAGAGUAAUUGA